GACCCCUGUCCGCCUCCUCCCGCCCCAGGAUGCUUCCUUUCGCCUCCUGCCUGCCCGGGUCUCUGCUGCUCUGGGCGCUGCUGCUGCUGCUCGUGGGGGCAGCGUCUCCGCAGGACUCAGAGGAGCCCGACAGCUUCACGGAAUGCACCGAUGGCUACGAGUGGGACCCAGACAGCCAGCACUGCAGGGAUGUCAACGAGUGCCUGACCAUCCCUGAGGCCUGCAAGGGGGAGAUGAAGUGCAUUAACCACUACGGGGGCUACUUGUGUCUGCCGCGCUCAGCCGCUGUCAUCAAUGACUUGCAUGGCGAGGGGCCUCCCCCACCAGUGCCCCCCGCUCAGCACCCCAACUCCUGCCCACCAGGCUACGAGCCCGACGAACAGGAGAGCUGUGUGGAUGUGGACGAGUGUGCCCAGGCCUUGCACGACUGUCGCCCCAGCCAGGACUGUCAUAACCUGCCCGGCUCGUAUGAGUGCACCUGUCCCGACGGCUACCGCAAGAUCGGGCCCGAGUGUGUGGACAUCGACGAGUGCCGCUACCGCUACUGCCAGCACCGCUGUGUCAACCUGCCUGGCUCCUUCCGCUGUCAGUGUGAACCAGGCUUCCAGCUGGGGCCCAACAACCGCUCCUGUGUGGAUGUGAAUGAGUGUGAGAUGGGCGCCCCUUGCGAGCAGCGCUGCUUCAACUCCUAUGGGACCUUCCUGUGUCGCUGCCACCCGGGCUAUGAACUGCACCGCGACGGCUUCUCCUGCAGCGAUGUUGAUGAGUGCAGCUACUCCAGCUAUCUCUGCCAGUACCGCUGCGUCAACGAGCCGGGACGGUUCUCCUGCCACUGCCCACAGGGCUACCAGCUGAUGGCCACGCGCCUCUGCCAAGACAUUGAUGAGUGUGAGUCAGGGGCACACCAGUGCUCUGAGGCCCAAACCUGCGUUAACUUCCACGGGGGUUACCGCUGCGUGGACACGAACCGCUGCGUGGAGCCCUACGUCCAGGUGGCUGACAACCGCUGCCUCUGUCCGGCUUCCAACCCCCUGUGUCGGGAGCAGCCCUCCUCCAUCGUGCACCGCUACAUGAGCAUCACGUCGGAGCGCAGCGUGCCGGCCGACGUCUUCCAGAUCCAGGCCACAUCCGUCUACCCUGGCGCCUAUAAUGCCUUUCAGAUCCGUGCGGGAAACUCACAGGGAGACUUCUACAUCAGGCAAAUCAACAACGUCAGCGCCAUGCUGGUCCUGGCCCGGCCUGUGACCGGCCCCCGGGAGUACGUGCUGGACUUGGAGAUGGUCACCAUGAACUCCCUCAUGAGCUACCGGGCCAGCUCCGUGCUGAGACUCACCGUCUUUGUGGGGGCCUAUGCCUUCUGAGGGCACGGGAGGGCGCACCCCGCCUGCAGCCCCUGGAGGGGCUGGAGGAAGUGACAGGCAGUAAAGGGAGAGAG
This is a messenger RNA of Ochotona curzoniae (black-lipped pika), 1435 nucleotides long. It is a transcript of the gene EFEMP2, whose product is annotated as EGF containing fibulin extracellular matrix protein 2. The coding region runs from base 30 to 1361 and encodes 443 amino acids. The transcript is spliced from 10 exons. Lineage: Eukaryota; Metazoa; Chordata; Mammalia; Lagomorpha; Ochotonidae. Gene Ontology annotation, molecular function: calcium ion binding. The record is from RefSeq and is a predicted model, not a curated record.